ACUAGUGGAGUUACCCUAGGUUCACAUCUGUGUGGGUGGUGCCGCUGCAGAUCCGCACGAAAAUCCGUGCAGCCACACCACCCACACAGAGAAUUGCGGACCCGCGGACGGGUGCCAUUAAUUCUAAUGGCACGCCGCCCGCACUGGAAAACGCAACCGUACUGGGAAACCGAGGUUCCCGUGUGGGCUGCGUUUUCCAAAGAAGUGCAGGGACUUCUCCCCUGCGUGUCAUGGGGCACGGGAGUCCUUUCAAAUGAAUGGGCUCUCAUGCCUGUGCUAAAUGCGGCCCGCACAGCUGCAUAGAUGUGAACUGGGGGUGAAUGCUACUAAAAAACGCCAUUACCAGAGAUUU
Molecule: messenger RNA, 352 nt
Organism: Staurois parvus
Lineage: Eukaryota; Metazoa; Chordata; Amphibia; Anura; Ranidae
Source: the annotation of a GenBank genome assembly